Messenger RNA from Parascedosporium putredinis, 1089 nucleotides. NCBI's taxonomy places the organism in Eukaryota, Fungi, Ascomycota, Sordariomycetes, Microascales, Microascaceae. The record is from the annotation of a GenBank genome assembly.
AUGAAGACAAGCACCAUCGCCGGCCUUUUCGCCGCUACCGGCCUUGUUUCGGCGGCGUCCAAGUGCAAGAGCCGGGAUACCACCUCUAAACCCGAGGUCCUUGAACCGGCCCAGAACCGCGAGCUCGGCGCCCAGCGCCUCAAGUUCCGCUAUGGACCCCUCCUCGUCCCCGGAGUCCACGACCCGGACACCAUGGGCAUGAAGGAGUUCCAGGGUUUCAUUCAGCCCCCGUGCACCGACUGCUACAUCACCCACUACCAGGCCGGCCUCGAGUUCGAAGACGGCACCAACGCCAACGCCCACACGGGCAUGUGGCUGCACCACACCGUCCUCUUCGACCUUAGCCAGCAGGACCCUAUGUGCGAGGAAGCGCCCAUCAGGCUCUUUGCGUCCGGAAACGAGCGCAGCCCCAUCGACCUCUCCAUCAACGGCACCCGCAACGCCGGCAUCUACCUCCCCACCAACGCCAACGUCACCCACGUCACCGAACUCAUGAACGAGUCCGCCCUCUCUCGCACCGCCUUCCUCACCACCGACAUCGCCUGGGACGCCACGUUCGCCGGCGAGAUCCUCGCCACCAUCGGCCACCUCCACGACGGCGGCCUCCGCCAGGAUCUCCAACUCAACGGCGAGAACCUCUGCCAGCAUACCGCCCGCUACGGCGAGGCCGCCGAGUUCAUCACCCACGUCGGCAUGUACGGCAACGAGGACACCACCGGCGCCGAGGGGGCGGACCACGAUCACGGCGACGGCUCGCACUCCCACGACGAGAACGAGGACGCCCCCGCGGCCGGGAAGGCGAGGCCGGGCACGAUCACGGGCGAGGCCGACCACGACCACGGCGCGGGCGAGGAAGAGGGCCACACGCACGAAGAGGAGGGCGGCCACGACCACGGCGCCGACGGCCACAUCACCCACAUUUCGUCUAUCCGCAACUGCGAUGAGCUCGGCCGAUUCGCCGUCGGCGACGAGUUCUCCAUCACGUCCUUUUACAACUUCACCCUGCACCCCGCCAUGGCUGGGCACCACGGCGGCCUCGAGCCCGUCAUGGGCAUCACUAUUCUGUACGCGCUCAAGGACGAGGAAUAA